CACAUGACAGCCAGACAGACAUGAAGACUCUGGCUCCCCUUCAGACUGAUCUGAAGGCGAACACAGAUGCCAGACUACAGCGAAACUAUAGAAGUCCAAGGCUGGAAAAUCACUUUCUGGCUCAAGCGCCCUCAGUAUUGUCUCAGCAUCAGAACACAUCUCCAUCCUGGGCCAAGCAGACCUCCACCUCUUCAUCAUGUCCAGCACUCCAGCCAACCAGCCUGUCCUCCACCAUGGCUGCCUCCUCUCUUCUGUCCUCCACCAUGGCCGCCUCCUCUCUUCUGUCCUCCACAAUGGCUGCCUCCUCUCUUCUGUCCUCCACCAUGGCCGCCUCCUCUCUUCUGUCCUCCACAACGAUGAGCUCACUAUCCUCUUCCUCUUCUCUGCUGAGCACUAAGAAUACCCUCCUAAUGGAGUCUUCACUUCAUCCUCCAGGCUCAUCCUCUCUAACCUCCUCCUGUUCCCAUAAUCCUUUACUCUCUUACUCCAAAAUGUCAACUCCCAGUGCCGCCCCACCUGUCUGCUCCUAUUCGUCACCUUCAAUGGAGAAUAAAGUGGGCUCAAAUGAAAAGAGAGAAGCUGAAGACAUGCUUUUCUCACCUGAAGGGCUGCUGGGAUCUACUGAGGAGCCUAGACAGGAUGUCAGACAUGAAAGCAUUGAGGAGGAUGACCAGAUGCUGUCCUCUGAGAUGGAUCUGAAUAUGGACUUAGAUAGAGAGGGUGAGCAGACUGUAGCUCUUCAUGAGGAGUUUGGGGUGCUUGAAGCAAGCGAGGAUGAGCAUCUUGUGCAAUUGAGGGACCGAAAGAACAACCUGCUGAAUAUGGUGUGCUGCUCCCUUGUCAAUAAGAGCUGUACCCCGGGCCAGAAGGACUGGGAUAAGAAGAGGAGUGUGUGGGCCGUUAUUAAGGUUCUGGCCACAGAGAUUACCACAGAAGACCCUGAGUUUCUCCUAAAGGUUGCGGUCUAUACUAGGCAAGAACUAAACAUUCGUAUCACAGCCAACUUCCUGCUGGCACUGGCGGCCCAUCUGCCUGGUUCUAAGCCACACUUGAGAAGGUAUUUUUGUGCUGCUGUACAGCUGCCAUCUGAUUGGCUGGAGGUGACAAGAAUCUAUAGCAUGUGUUUCAGUAAAUCUUUACCCUCCUGCCUGAAAAAAGCUCUAGCGGAUAAAUUUAAGCAGUUCACUGAAUAUCAGCUGGCCAAAUACAAUACACGGAAGCAUCGCUGCAAACACAACAAGAAACAAAAGAAAGGAGAGAAAAUCUCUGAUGCACAGUGGAAAAAGUGGGGUGACCUUGUCAGAGUUGAGGACUCCAUUCUCAAAAAAUAUUUGGAGAGCCAGAAUCGUACUGCUAAGGAUAAAAAACAGAGUGAAUUCAGCCUCAAGAAGAUGAUAAAGCGCCUUCACAUCAAAGAAUCUGCAGAACAUGUCAUGGCCAUUCUGGGAAAGAAAUACCCAAGUGAUCUGAAGGCCUUCUCUCGCAGUGGUCUUAGUGGGGUUUGGGAGAGAGAGAGAGCUGGAAAGCGGAUGAAACUUAAGCAGCCCGACACGUGGGAAUGCAAACUAAGUCAGGAGGGAAACAAGGCUGCCACCUGGGAGAAACUCAUCGAUGGAAAGUCUCUUCCUUUUAUGGCAAUGCUGAGGAACCUGAGGAACAUGAUCUCUGUGGGCAUCAGUGAGAAACAUCAUACUAAGAUCCUCAACAGACUGACCACGAAGAAUGCUGUAAUCCAGAGCAGGCAGUUUCCUUUCCGUUUCCUGUCUGCAUAUAAAGUCAUUUUAGAGCUCAGUAAAUUUGCUGGUGGGCCUGCGGUCGAGGUGCCAAGCUCCAGGGAGGUCCUUCAAGGGGUUCUUAAGAAAUUGCCAAAGAGCCAACGAUACCAACAAUACAGCUGGGAAACAACAGCACGCAAGAGACUGAGGAAUACAAUGAGAGUUCCCUUCGUCUACCGCUUAUUCAAUAUCAAACGCAAUCUCCUGAAAAAAGCAAAUCAGAGGCUGUACACUCAGGAGAUUCUGAACAAGUACAGCUGUGCUUUGGAGAAAGCUGUGCAGAUCUCCUGCAAGUACAACAUCCCGCCUCUCCCUGGACGCACUCUUGUGAUGUGUAAUGCGAAUUUUUCAGAGGAUCGGGACUGGAGUGGCGCUGAUGAUGUCUGCUUGCCCCCUGAAAGCACUGAAGACAUUGACGAGAAUAAACUCUCAGCAUCGGUACAGGAAGCUGCAAUGCUUUUAUGCAUGAUGAUUAACUACUGUAGCGAAGAUUCCCAAGUCAUGCUGUUUUGCUACAAAGGCCUCCAGGAGGUCAAGAUGAAGUCUGAUGUCCUUUUGGAUAAUGUGAGACAAGCAAUGAAGCAAGUGAAGGAUUUGAAUGACUACGAUGUACAGUCUGAAUGCAUAUCUCCCACUACAUUUUUCACCAAGCUAACUGAAGAGAAGACUAAGCUGGAUCGUAUAGUUGUGUUUGAAAAUUUCACCUGCAGAAAUUUAAUGGCGGAUAUCAAUAACUAUCGCCAAGAUACCAACCGUGAUGCUGUCGUGAUAGAUGUGCUGCUCGGAAAAAUAUCUCCAAUGUAUACUUCGAAAUACAAACUGAGCUCCAACACUGUAGAGCUUUGGGGGUUUAGCGAGCAGAUCCUGAAGUUUGUCUCAGAGAGAGGCUCCUCGAGGAUGUUGCAGCAUGUGGAGCACAUGGACAGAGUCUAUAACAUCCCGCCACCACAGGGGCGCAAAACUGAACCUGAGAGAGCUGCUGAUGUCAUCUCACUGCCGGCAACACCAAAGUUCAGAUGGAAGGGUGUGCGAGUGUUCAUCUCUUCUACGUUCAGGGACAUGCAUGCGGAGAGGGAUGUUCUUGUGCGUAGCGUGUUUCCCGAGCUCAGGAGACGAGCCGCUCCACACUACCUCCACCUGCAGGAAGUGGAGCUGCGCUGGGGCGUCACAGAGGAGGAGUCUAACCGUGCUGUGGAGCUCUGUCUGUCAGAGGUCUGCCGCAGCCAGCUGCUGCUCGGGAUUCUGGGAGAGAGAUACGGCCUUGUGCCGCCCCGCCCCACCCUACCUGAGCUUCCUCAAUACAGCUGGCUGAACUCUGCGCCUGAUGGGUUAUCCGUCACUGAAAUGGAGAUUCGACAGUUUCAAGCUCUGUAUCCAGACUCUGCUCAGAGCCGCAUGUUCUUCUACUUCAGAUCGCCUCGUCUCGCCAGUUCGGUGCCAGUGGCAUGGAGGACAGACUUUGUGGCAGAAUCCAAAGAAGCUGAAGCUAAAAUGAACCGCUUGAAAACAUGGAUCCAGAACAACGACUUCAAAGUGACAGAAAAUUAUCCCUGUGAAUGGGGCGGUGUGGUGGAUGGAAAGCCCUAUCUGAAGGGCCUGGAGGACUUCGGGAGGGCGGCGCUGGAGGAUAUCUGGGAAACCAUACAGCAGCUCUUUGUGGAGGAGACGGAUGAAGAUGUGGACUCAGAGAUUAAGGAACAGGAAGUGCAUCAGGAUGCCCAACAGCGGCAGUUUCACGGCAGGGCAAAGCUUAUUUCUAUGGCAACAGCAAAAGUUCAAGAAUGUCAGCAAAAAGGAGGAAUUCUGAUGGUUGAGGGAAAUCCUGGAGAGGGCAAAACUGUGUUCAUGGCUGCCCUGGCCCAGGCACUCAAAACCUCUGUCAAAAACAAGAAAGCCCCUCUGUGUGAUGUCAUAUCCUACUCCACAGAUGCUAGCCAGUCAGCUUGCAGUGUUGAGCAGCUUCUUCACUGUCUUGUUCAAUGGCUGAGGAAGAGAAAAGACGAUGUGGAGUUGCUUCUAAACACAUCAUAUAAAGACUUGUUGUCUGAGUUCUACUUGAACUUGAAUGACCGGAACAAAGAGCCACUUGCAUUGCUUGUUGAUGGGGCGGACCGUAUCCAUGACGGUCGAGGUCAAAGGGUGUCAGAAUGGAUCCCACAGCACAUCCCUAAAGGUGUCUGUUUGGUUCUGAGUGUUACUUCAGAAUCAUCCCUACAAAACACUAUUAGCACAAGGAAAGGUACUGUGUCAUUUCCACUGGGACAAUUAUCUUUACCUGACAAGAAGGAGAUUGUGCAGAAGCAGCUUGUUGAGUUUGGAAAGAAACUGAGUGAUUCUGCUUUCAAUAAUCAGCUUCAGACACUGCUGAUGAAGAAAGGCUCUGUGAGUCCACUCUACCUCCGUUUGGCCUGUGAGGAGCUUAAGAAUUAUGCCUCCUUUGAGAAGAUGAAGGACAGUCUCCAGUCUCUUCCUCAGUCUCUUGGUGAGCUGGUGCAGCACAGUCUGCUGAGGCUGCAGAAUCAAUAUUGCAGAGCAGGACUGGGAUGGGCAUUAGCUACUCUUGCCAUCAGCUCCACUGGACUGCGGGAGAGUUCUCUUUACACUGUACUGAACAUGUGCAAUGAUUUAAACUCCAGAGGUGGUCUGGUGACAUGGCAGGAAAUUCUUCAUAUAGCGAGGCAUCCAGAGAGCCGUGUUCCCAUGGCAGUAUUCUCUCAGCUGGCACGAACUUUGCACAGCCUAAUUGGACCGUCCCAUGGUCAGGGCUCAGAUGACCUCCUGAUUUUGACCCAUCCAGAGGUGAAGUCAGCCUUUGAACAUCUGUAUCUGUCUACUGAGGAGAGUAGAACCAGAAGUCAUCUGAUAAUUGCAGCUCACCUUUGGGUGCAGUCAAAUCCUCAGGGGAAGGACACAUUUCUUCACUCUGAUGCUGAUAUUCUGUCUCAACUCCCUGCGCACCUGAUGGGCAGUAAUCAGUGGGAGCCUUUGUGUUUUCUGCUGUCCAGUUACUACUUCCUCUAUGCUAAUGUGCGGCAUGGACUUCUUCAUCAACUUCUGGAGACCUACAUUUUGUUUGGCCAAAAAUACGAGACCCAUCAGGUGCAAUCCAAAACAUCAGCAGAUAACAUGAAGGACUUUGAGGACUGUCUCAGUUUUCUGAAGCGCCACAGUCGUCUCUUCUCCCAGUGGCCUGCACUCUUUGUACAAACAGCUCUUAAUGAACCUAGUGACAGCUCUGCCCAUUUGUGGGCAGAAAGCAUGACGAGAAAUGGAGGAGUGCAGGCUGUAAAAUGGCUAAACGGCACAGAUACAGCACAAAAAGAAGUCAGUGAGCUGGUUUCCACCUUCCACUCUGAGCCGAGUUGUGUGGUGGUGAGUCCUGAUGGAAAACUUGUAGUAGUUGGAACUGGAGAGGGAACAAUUCACUUCCUGCAUACAGAGACUGGACAGGAAGUGAAGUCAUUGAUGAGCACUGGUGAUGGGAUUUCUGGGUGCGUCUUCCUUGGGGAGGAGCUUCUGGCGACAACCUCAUUUGAUGGGCAGGUGGAGGUGUGGGAUGUUGCGAGUGGUUGCAGAACUGGCCACGUGAAUGCUCACUCCAACAAGAUCACAGGAUGUGAUGUCAGUCCAGACAAAAAACUCUUUGCUACUGUCUCACUAGACUUAAACUUGAAGGUGUGGUCAGCGCAGAAGAGCACAGAAGUGGCCUCUCUCAUGAAUCCCUCCCCUCUGAACUGUGUGAACUUUGACCUCGAGGGUCAGCUCGUGGCAGUGGGAUGCUGGGAUGGAGCUGUUCGUUUGUGGAGCUGGCUUGAACAGAAAAACGUUACGACUCUGUUAGGUCAUCAGAGUUCAGUGCGGAGUCUGUCUUUCUCUCCCUGCUCCUCCAUAUUGUGCUCAGGCUGUCUGUCAGGAGAAGUGCGGCUCUGGUCAGUGACGGCAGCUGCUUGUGUGGGCAGUUAUCAUGCUCACCACGGCUCCACGCAGUCACUAAACUUCCUGCAGGGAGGAAACCUCUUGCUGAGCGCUGGACACGACAGUGUGGUUCAUGUGUGGUCUGGUGGUCUUGGAACUGUCGCUGUACUGGGAGAAGAAAAGAUACCAACACUGCAACAGCAAAAGCGCACCAGACGUGGAAAUGAAGAUGAAACUAAUGCUCUGUGUGUGGCUGUAGCCAGUGGAUAUGCUGCUGUGGGUUACCAUGGAAAUGGUAUCAAAAUGUUCAAUUUGAAAUCAGGAGAGAAGGUUUGGUCCAGUGAGGACCUCCCGGUGUCCAUGCUCUGCCUCAUGUGGAUGGAGGCCAAAGAAACAGAGCUGCUGCUGUCGGGGGGCAUGGAUCACCGUCUCAGGGUCUGGGAAAGGCAAGGAGAAAAUCCAGAAAACCUUGUGUUGAUGGGAUCUUUUGGCGUGCAGAAGGGACCUAUUCUCGCCUUGGCUCAAAACUCCACCUGCGUAGCUUCUGCAUCUGAUGACUUCACUAUUGGUCUGUGGUUGAAGGAUAAUUUGACUUCUAAGCCCUGGAUUGACCCUAAGGUGAAGUGUGUUCUGAGAGGUCACAAUGGAGGGGUCACAUGCCUUGCCUUCAGUCCUGAUGGGAAAGAGUUGCUCUCAGGAGGGAAAGAUCAGGCUUUGAUGAUAUGGAAGGUAAACGCUUCUCCUCCAGUUCUUUCCCAGUCCAUUUCAAAUUGCCAUGGAGACUGGAUUACAGGAUGUGCCUGGACAUCAUCUGCUGUGCUCAGCUGCUCCAGUGACUGUAAGCUGCGGAUGUGGGAUAUCCAGACAGGACGUUUGCUGAGAGAGAUCCUCUCUAGUUCAUCUCUGAGCACAUUGUGCUGUUGGGAGGAUCAUGUGAUGGCAGGCUCUACAGAUGGACUGCUGAUGGUUUGGAAGUGGGAAUCAGGGGUAGAAAUCACCAGGAUCCAGGCCCACAAGUCACGUCUCCAUCACUGCACUGUUGUCUCUCAGCCAGAUCUGGAAAACAAUUUAAAACCGGAAGACUUACUGGUAGCUUCAGCAUCAGAAGAUGGAACUGUUAAACUCUGGCAUCCACUGCAGGUACAGCACCACAACACUCUGCACGGUCACAGUGCAGAAAUCCAGUCUUUAGUGUGCAAAGAGGCUGGACUGCCAGAGUUCCUCACUGUCUCAGUGGAUCGCUCCCUCAGGUCCUGGAGCGUCACCACAGCAAUGGAAACCCCUCGCUGCCAGAAGGGCGGUGUCAGAGCUGUAUGCUUCCUGGGUACUGAUGAUCUCAUGGUGUGUGGUUAUGACACAGGCAGAUUAGAGAUAUGGCAUCAGAAUUCAAUGGUUUACUGGAAGAAGGUCAGUGAUGGCAGCUUAUGUGCAGUCGCUGGGAUGCCGGAUGAUGAGCUGGCGGUGGGUUGCAGCGACUGCUCUGUAUGUAUCUGGAAGCUGGAGCGGGACUCCAAGAAGUGCAUUGUGGGACUCGAUAAGGUGUCUUCAUACAAAGUGAAGUCUCCUGUGAGCUUUUUGUUCUACUGUGGCUGUCUGUUUGGAGUAUGUACGGAUCGAAAAAUCGUUGAUGUGGUCUCUACUAAAGACUGGAUCAGAGAAACUUAUGCCUGGGCAAACGAGGUACGUCCUCUCGGCGUGAUGGCGAAUGAUAGCAAGAGUUUUUGGCUUUUGGGACAGAAACAGGGCGUACUGUACCUUGGCCUCAUUAUGUCUCUGAAUCCGAGUAGCUCUUACUACAUAACUUUUUGUGAAGAUGUAGUGGGCAAGAGGCUGGAGGACUUAGAGGCAGAGGAAGAGAAGCAGCAGCAGGAGGAGCAGGAGCAGCAGCAGCAGCAGCAGAAGGUGGAGCAGCAGCAGCAGGAGGAGCAGCAGCAGCAGCAGGAGGAGGAGCAGCAGCAGAAGGAGCAGCAGGAGGAGCAGCAGCAGCAGCAGCAGGAGCAGCAGCAGCAGGAGGAGGAGCAGCAGGAGGAGGAGCCAAAGAAGCUGAGUGAGGAACAGCAGAGGGAGAGGCGAAGUACACUACAGAGGGCGGCACAGAUCAACACCUGGAUCACAGCUGCAGCAGUGCAGAAUGACUUUUUUGUGUGUGGUGAUUGUAAAGGGAACAUGUGGUUCAAUCAGCCUCCUAAUCUGUCCACCUGGACUCAAAGAAGACCGGCACACACAGACAAAGUGAGUGUACUGCGGCUUACAGAGAGCCUCAUCAUCUCAGCGUCUCACGACAGAACCGUCAAACUGUGGGACAGACGAACUAAGAAACAGGUGGGCAUGUUUGUGUGUGGAGGCCCUGUCAAGGUGCUGGAGGUGAACCCAUGUGACCCCAAGGAAUUUGUUUGCGGUGAUACGCAGGGUCAGCUGUACUUCCUGUCUUGGAAAGAUUGAUUUUCUGAACAUCAGGGAUCAUAGGACAUCAAAGGACACAGUCACUUGUUGCAUGUCAUUAUUCAUACAUUUAUAAACUUUAAUCUUUUAUUCUAUUAGUUGUAAUGCUGCAUUCUGCACAUUUUCUUUUUAUUUUACAUGCAUGAAGCAUUUUGCACUAAUGAUACUAUUGCCUUAAACUGAGCCAUGAUAUGAAGAAUAUUUGAUUUUAUUAUAAUAAAUUUGGCAACCACUUGAUUAUAUAUUCAGAUUGUACAUCCUUUAUGUAUGAAAAGCUUCUUUGGGUGAAAAAACCAUCUGCAAGUUCACAUGGGGAAAAGCUCCUUAUUUACUAUUUCUUUAAUAAAGUCCUUGUUGCACUUUUAAAA
Messenger RNA from Onychostoma macrolepis, 8500 nucleotides. Its product is annotated as telomerase protein component 1-like. Gene Ontology annotation, molecular function: protein binding; telomerase activity; telomerase RNA binding. Lineage: Eukaryota; Metazoa; Chordata; Actinopteri; Cypriniformes; Cyprinidae. Gene Ontology annotation, cellular component: telomerase holoenzyme complex. The record is from RefSeq and is a predicted model, not a curated record. Gene Ontology annotation, biological process: telomere maintenance via recombination.